UUGGCUCGCAGCCCUUUCUGGAUCGAGCCCGCACCCGUCGGGGCUGGCCUCCUCAGGCAUGGGAGGCGACGGCAAGAGCGGCAAGAAGGGCAAGACCAGCGGCGCGACAAAGGGAGCGGGAGGCGGAGGCGGCAAGGCCGGAGGAGGCGGCAAGGCCAGCGGGGGCGGCAAGGCUGGCGGGGAGGCUCGAGCAAAGGGCGGCGGAGGAGGCAAGGGCGGAGGGGCCGGACCCAGGGCUGCCCAGAGUGGCAGUGAUUCGUGGGCUGGUCAGACAGGCUGGUCAGAGCCUGCCUGGCAGCAUGGCGGCGGCUACUGGGGUGGCCAGGGCAGUGGCGGUUCCUGGGGCGGCCAGACCGGUGGCGGCUCUUGGCCCGACGCUGCCCAGACGGCGGCGGAUCGCAAGGCGGUGAAGAAGGCGGGGCGCCGCUCGGAGCAGAUGGCGAAGCUGGAGGCCAAGGGGGACGCCGAGAGCAGCUACUUCUGGGAGUGCAAGCGCCUGGCGGCCCGGGGCAAGGGCGGGCACGCGCCCAGCGUGGAGGACGCCGCGGAGCUCUUCGCGAAGCAGGGGACCUUCGCCAUCGACUUCGCCAAGUACGAGGCCGUCGAGGUGACCCUCUCUGGCCCCGGCUCCGAGAAUGCGAAGCCGCUCGAGGAUUUCCGGGACCUCGGCGCCUCCCUGCCCCCGUUCCUGAGCAGGAACGUUGAAUUGAUGCGGUACCGCGCGCCGACACCCAUCCAGAAGCAUGCGCUGCCUCUGUCGCUCAAGGGCAAGGACCUCAUGUGUUGCGCGCAGACGGGGUCUGGGAAGACUGCAGCGUUUCUCCUGCCCGUCGUGGCGUCGAUCGGUGCGCCAGGGAGAAAACCCGCCUUGCAGUGCGAUGGCAUCAAUGAGCCCGCUUUGCCUCGGUGCGUGGUCAUGGCCCCCACGCGGGAGCUCGUGCAGCAGAUCCAUGUGGAGGCCUUGAAGAUGUGCCACAACAGUGGUGGCUUGAAGGCCGUUGUGGUUUAUGGCGGCGCACAGGCGCGGCAGCAGCUCGCCGAUCUGGCUCGCGGGUGCGACAUCGCCGUGGCCACCCCAGGCCGCCUCACGGACUUUGUGGAUCGCGGCCUUGUGCAGUUGCGUCUCUGCGAGCACCUCGUCCUCGACGAGGCGGACCGGAUGUUGGACAUGGGCUUCGAGCCGCAGAUCCGGCAGUUGGUGCAGCGCCGCGACAUGCCAGCCGCCAAGGACCGGCGGACCUUGAUGUUCUCGGCCACGUUUCCAGCGGAGAUCCAGAAGCUUGCAGGAGAGUUCAUGAGACAGUAUAUCUUCAUAGCCGUUGGAAGGGUUGGUGGCACCACCGAGAACAUCGAGCAGCGCUUGGUCCUAGCCACUCCAGACAAAAAGCUUAAAUUCGAGCUCCUCACUGAGCAGCUCGAGAAGGUUCCAGGCAAGACGAUAGUGUUCGUCCAGAAAAAGCGCGUGGCUGCCCAGGUGCGUAAGUGGUUGAGGGCCGCGGGCGUGGGCGCAGAGGAGAUCCACGGUGACCGCAGCCAGAGCCAGCGGGAGGCAGCAUUGGCAGCAUUCAGGAGUGGGGAGGCGCGGGUCCUUUGUGCCACAGAUGUUGCCGCCCGAGGCUUGGACAUUCCAAAGGUGGCGCAUGUGAUUAAUUUUGAUUUACCCACCUCCCCUGACGAGUUCGACGCGUACGUGCACCGCAUUGGCCGCACAGGGCGCGCUGGGAACACGGGCAUCUCCACCUCAUUCUACGUGCCUGGGCGCGACCCCAAGGUGGGCAAUGCUGGGAUUGCCGCUGAGUUGAUCAAGCUCUUCGGGGAAACCAAGAAUGAGGUUCCAGACUGGUUCUUCCAGCUACCAGAGGCCAAGAACGGAAAGAAAGGAGGAGGGGUAGCUGCUACAGCAGGCUCCACAGACAUCCGCUCCGAUCAGGCUGUGGCCAUACGGACACGCACUGGACCAGCGCCGAUUUCUGCGAGCGAUUCGGCUCGGUUGGACAGAGGUCUUUCCAAUGGCAACGAUGAGAGCAGCGCUGGCCGCGGAAAGGGCAGCAGCAAGGGUGGCAGCAAGGGUGGCAGCAAGAACAAGGGCGAUGACAAAGGCAGCGGCAAGGGCAGCGGCAAAAGCGGCCGCAAAGGCAGCGGCAAAGUCAGCGGCAAGAGCAGGGAUUGGUGAUCGCAUUCUCUUCCGCACAGCGUUGGUCGUGCGGCUGUCGUCCAAUAUUCUGUUCUGCAAGUAGCAGGUCGACCGGCUUCGGACCAGGUGCCCUCUGCCACAAGCAGUGGGCAUGAUGUGGUGGCCCGACAAUCAAGCACCGUAUGGAGUUACACGGCUUUGGAAGCAGAAGCAUGUGUAUCUUUCUGAAUUCACAUCGUGUCUUGGCGCCGCAUUGCAAGGCAGGUGAACACUGUCGGCGGCCGUCUCUUUCGCACCUCUUGGACUGAUGCCAGCUUGGCAAGAUAUGGCUUGGCAGUAGAAGUACAAGGGAUUCUGCGCGGCCCCUCUGGCAGCAUUGUUGUAGCCAUCCAUGGCGUCUGCAUGCCUCGCAACAAAAUGGAGGCAAAGAGUGUUGACAUCCCUAGAUGGGCACAGGUCUUCUGCCAAUGCAUGCAAGUGGCGUGUCCUAGUCGAGUCGAUGUUGGAACCCCAGCAGCGGCGAUCACGAGAAAGCAUGGUUGCCAGCGUGCACCCUACACCAUGCAUCAGUGCCCUCUGGGUCUGCACCAGAUGUGGUACAACCAGUGUGGUGUGCAGCAGCCGGUGUGGUUCAAGCUAUGGAGUUUGUAGCAAAUUAUGCAUACAUUUUGGGCAUGCUCUUCCGGCAGACCAAGGGGUUGCCGAUCAAUCACCAUUGUCUUCCGGCUUGUCACCUCGUGUUCACGGUUAUUCUGAAGCAGACUGGCCGCAUGCCUC
Molecule: messenger RNA, 2911 nt
Organism: Prorocentrum cordatum
Lineage: Eukaryota; Dinophyceae; Prorocentrales; Prorocentraceae
Source: the annotation of a GenBank genome assembly